Nothobranchius furzeri (turquoise killifish) is the source of this 1440-nucleotide messenger RNA. It is a transcript of the gene pop5, whose product is annotated as POP5 homolog, ribonuclease P/MRP subunit. Lineage: Eukaryota; Metazoa; Chordata; Actinopteri; Cyprinodontiformes; Nothobranchiidae. The record is from RefSeq and is a predicted model, not a curated record. Gene Ontology annotation, cellular component: ribonuclease P complex. Gene Ontology annotation, molecular function: ribonuclease P RNA binding. Gene Ontology annotation, biological process: tRNA 5'-leader removal.
CAACGCAAUUGAGCUCGAUCUAAAAAUCCGUAGAAGAGGUUUGUUGACGGAAUGAGUGGCAGCAAUGGUGCGCCUCAAGUCAAGGUAUUUGCUGUGCGAGGUUAAUGUGUCGGACAUGAACGACCUGUUUCUGCUGAACGACCAAGCAGUAGCAGCGGCUGUGAAGGCAGCGGUGGCCCGCAUACACGGGGACUACGGAGCAGCUCUGUGCAGCAUCCGGUUCCAAGUUAAAUAUCUCAACGCUCAUACUGGAAUAGUAUUUCUACGUUUUCCUAAGAGCUGCUACAAACUCCUCUGGUCUGCUUUGCCUUUCAUCACCCAUAUCAACAGUCGAGGGCAAAAGAUCCCAUGUUUUUUAAAUUGUUUGCAUGUGGGAGGGACAAUUAGAACAUGCCAGAAGUUUUUGAUUCGAUACAACACCCAGCAACUCCAUCGGAUGCUCCCUAAAUGUAAAAAUGAAGGAGAAAAACAACAGAUUCGCCAAGCAAUUCUGGGCUGUUUUAUACCAGGUGGAAACAAGGAAGCAUGUGAAGAUGACAUAGAGUGUGAAGAGGAUGAAGGAGAGUGACCUUACAGUAUGAUGGCUGCCAUGUUCAAGCUUUGCUCAGAUGCCUGCAUGAGGACAUUUGUGAGAAAUCAUGGAAACAUUUUUAUUCUAGGUGGCUUUCCAGUUAGACAGUGCAUAAUGUCCACAUUUUGAUCUAGAUUAUAGAAAUUUGGUUUACUAAAUUAACAUGUUAUAUUAAACAUUUGACAUAUCUACUGAAAAUCACAUAGCAGAUGUUUAAUGAGUUAUCUGGCAGCGUAUUGGGCCCACUGCAAAAAGCAAGGAGAAUGUGUCAAGGUUGACAUUGAAAUAGCAAGAAAAAUAUUUAAAUAUUAUUACCAGGUUUAAGUUUUACUGGAGGACAGUAUUGAUAAACAAUAGUUAUAAUCUUCAGAUAAUUAGGGGUAAGUUGCUACAUUUUACAGUCUUAUUGUGAAGGAUUGAAGGAAGUGCUGUGGCCGACGCUAAAGAAAAAAAUAAAUGUUCAAUAAAACUUGUUUUUAUAGCUUACUAAAAAAAUCCCAGAAAAAUGAAUCCAUGAAUAUAAUUAGCCUUAUGAACACAAAGGGGUCCAGUUCCUUGGGCAUUUCUUGAAACAGCCUAUUUUUAUUUUUCUAAUGGAGUAUGGGCUUUUUUCCUCAGCAUUUUCACUUUAUUUUGGAAACAUAAUUUAUUCUAUAAAUAAUAUGCAGACUAAAUAACAGUCAGUUGUGCCUUGUGGACGUUAUGAAAAAGUGUAGGAAACAGGCCUAACUACUCCAUUUGACAAAGUCACUCGUUGUAUUUGAACACAUUGCAUUUUUAGUCUUGUUUUCAUUUUGUUUUUGUCCAGUCUUUGUUUCACCAGACUUAAUUUCUUCUUAUUGGUUUGAAUUAAACACGGUUGUAACUAA